This is a messenger RNA of Cadophora gregata, 3126 nucleotides long. It is a transcript of the gene KLP7, whose product is annotated as Kinesin. The transcript has 2 exons. Bases 1201 to 3126 code for a protein of 641 amino acids. Gene Ontology annotation, molecular function: ATP binding; microtubule motor activity; microtubule binding. Gene Ontology annotation, biological process: mitotic spindle organization; microtubule-based movement. The record is from RefSeq and is a predicted model, not a curated record. Lineage: Eukaryota; Fungi; Ascomycota; Leotiomycetes; Helotiales; Ploettnerulaceae.
GGUGCAGUAUUUCCAUUUGUUUCGCUACGCAUCUUGGGAGCCUUGUGGUUGCGAAAAUUGCCGUUCAGAAGCAAGAACACGACAGCGAUCGCUAAGAUCCUCCGAUCCUUGGCUCAAGCAAGGCUAAAUGUAAGAGAAGUUACAAUCAGGUUGGAAGUGGCAUAAAAUCAUCCCCAGAGACCCAUUGUCUCUAGUUUGAGGAGCAUCAGAACCUUUGAAGGGGGACUCCGGGUCGAAUAUAAGCCCCGUCCAGCGCAUAAUUCGUGACUUUACAAGAACAAGACAUGCUGCUUUGACUUUCAACAGCAGCUGGCCAACAGCCAGAUCGUCUUCUGCUUGAGUGAAAUAAAGCGAAGCCAUGAAGUCGCUUUGAGAGAACGAAAGUAAUUACCAGGCCAAUUAGACAAUGAAAUACCUCCACCUAUGUCUUCUUGCCGGCUUCUCGGGAUGAGAGGCCUUCAAAACCAGAAAGAAUGUGGAGACUCAAAUCCCAACGUGCUCUCCCGGACAACCUCUAGAGGGUGUAUAAGAACAGAAAACAUGACGCUUAUGGAACGAAAGUCUGUUUCAUAUGUCAGUCUGACAUGGAAGGCAUAAGAAGUAUGUAAUGUGACGGGUAUCACGUGUGCUCGAGGGACUCACGGUACUCUUUUCUGCCCCUUCAAGUGCUAUCAGCUGUUUUCAUCUGCCAAGGGUAAAAGCGAAGCUUACUUGAAGGGACGAGCCGAAUUCUAACAGUAUAUUCAUGGCAAAUUACAAUUCUCAAAAAGCCAAAAAGGCCUUCGCUUGUAGGACUUAUCCUCAUGGCAGAGAACGUGAAUUUCUACUUCCGGUCAGUGUGCAAGGUCUGCAAUGUGUACUAGACUUGGUGAGCAGAGGAUAUGAGUCUAGACAACACUAUCGACUCAUCGAUAGUGUUAUUAUGUAAUUUUCUCCAGUGAAAGCAGUGAGCUUGGUUGAUCAAUGCUUGGAUCAUGUGCAUCACCAAACGCGACGAGCCCAAGGAAGCGUCCGGCUUCCCGCGUUGGUGGAAAACGGACCACGUGCUGUUGAUGGGUAAACGGCGCGACAGAAUCAACCUACAUGUUGCAUCCUGCUGGACUCAUUGAAUUUGCCCGACGAAGCACUCUUCAAAUGACGCGAGGUUAACAGGCACACAAUUGACGCGUUUCACAGCACUGUAGAUCCGUCGAUCCUUGCAUGACCUGCACGUCACCCCGCCAACGUGUCGCGGAACAUAAACACACCGAAGCUUUGAUGUAUCAAUACCUUCAACAACGAUUCAGCACAACGAUUCAGGAUAUCAACGAAACAUUGAUUGGCAUGGCUCUGGAUCCACGAUUAAUGCCGGGAGUGGCUGCGGAAAUGCGCACUGUGAGAUCCUCUGCUUCGACUCCAUCAUUACGAUCGCGGGGAAGCGAUAUGACAAUGGGGAGAGAUGCGCCAGGUGGAAAUGUUCGGGUUGUGGUCAGGGUUAGAGCAUUUCUUCCUAGAGAAAUAGAAAGAGGGGCAGAAUGCCUGAUUGAGAUGAAUCCAAAUACCCAAGCAACAAGCCUUCUCGUACCCAACGAUACAGAUCCUGCAAAUACACGAUCCAAGACGAGGAAAGUAAUCGAGGAGAAGUCUUUUACAUUUGACAAUUCUUUCUGGAGUCACGACACGAAGGAUGAGCAUUAUGCUCAUCAGGAGGAUGUCUACAACAGCCUGGGCGAGGAGUUCUUGGACCACAACUUCGAAGGAUACCAUACCUGCAUAUUUGCAUAUGGCCAGACGGGUUCUGGGAAGAGUUAUACCAUGAUGGGAACUCCUGAUCAGCCUGGUCUCAUCCCGCGGACCUGCGAGGACCUCUUCCAGCGAAUCGAGGCAGCCCAUAAUGAAACCCCCAAUAUAUCAUACAACGUCAGAGUUUCCUAUUUCGAAGUUUACAACGAGCAUGUCCGCGACUUGCUUGUACCAGUACAUCCCAAUCAACCUCCAUAUUAUCUCAAGAUCCGAGAGUCGCCCACGGAAGGACCGUAUAUCAAGGAUCUCACUGAUGCUCCUGUACGAAAUAUAUCAGAAAUCAUGAAGUUUAUGAAGAUGGGAGACGCAAGUCGAACAACGGCAAGCACAAAGAUGAACGAUACCAGUAGUAGGAGUCAUUCUGUCUUUACAAUAAUGCUAAAGCAAAUCCACCACGACAUGGACACGGAUGAAACCACGGAGCGCACUGCUCGAAUCCGGUUGGUGGAUCUGGCAGGUAGUGAGCGAGCGAAGGCAACAGAAGCAACAGGCGCACGUCUGAGAGAAGGAAGCAAUAUCAACAAAUCUCUGACUACUCUCGGUCGCGUAAUCGCUGCCUUAGCAGACCCUAAACAACAACGACCAGGCAAGAGAAGCAAGGAUGUAGUCCCGUACAGAGACUCAAUUCUCACGUGGCUAUUGAAAGAUUCGCUUGGAGGAAACAGCAAAACCGCUAUGAUUGCAUGUAUAGCACCGUCUGACUACGAUGAGACACUCUCCACUCUCAGAUACGCAGACCAGGCCAAGAGAAUCCGUACUAGAGCAGUUGUCAACCAAGAUCACGUAUCAGCUGCUGAGCGCGAUGCGCAGAUUGCUGCUAUGGCGGAAGAGAUCCGUAUCCUUCAAAUGAGCGUAUCUGAUAACCGACGCCGCGAGAAGGAAGACAAGGCACAGGAGGAGAAACUGGAGGAGUAUCAGAACCGAGUCGUUGCCAUGCAGCGUAUGAUGGAGGAGAAAAGUAUGGUUGCCGAUGGCAAGAUCCGAAGCCUUCAGACGGAGAACGAUGCCCUCAGACUACAUCUUAAGCUCGCGCUCGACAGCUUGAAAAACCCAAUCGAUGUUCGAAGCGCCAGAAGCAGUAUCCAUGGACCUAGUAGGAAAGGCAGCAUGUUUGAGGCUAGUGAGAGAGGCGAUGAAAACAAAGAGAAUGAUGACAUGACAGAGGUUCCAGAAGAAGAGUAUGGUGAUGAGGAUGAGGGAAUCGACGUCACGGCCCACGAGGAACGAGCCAAUGAGGUUCAGGCUUUCAUGAAGGAGCUUCUAAAUGACCUGGGCAUGUUCAAACGUAAGAUUGGUGAUGACAAGAGUCGUUUUGUCUCUCCACUGGGGGAGAGGGUGAAUUGA